UUAUUUUCCAUUCAAACUAUUACGUGUACAUAUAUUUGAACCAACAAGGACGUUGAAUUUUAAGAUGACUUAAAGUUUCAAUUUGAACGUGUAUACAAAUGUGUAGGAUUAAACCUGCGGAUUAAACUGAUGUAGUAAGACUGAAUAUUAAAAUUAAUCUGCACAUUUGUGUAUAUUCGUCUAUAGGCCUACAACUAUACUUCUUUGUGUUUGGAAAAUCAUGAUGACUGUCCAGGUAGCGCUGUUUGUUUUCAUUCUUGGUUUAGCGGAAGGUCUGCGAGUGAAACGAGAUUUGUUCCAGCUAGCCGAGAUGAUAGUAGAUGCCACAGGAAGAGAUCCACUCAAUUUUAAUGGCUAUGGAUGUUACUGUGGAUGGGGCGGAAGUGGCACCCCUGUAGAUAAAGAUGAUAGAUGUUGUCAACAGCAUGAUGACUGCUACGGUCAAGUAACAACUGACCUUACGGACUGCUCACCAAAAUGGAACCACUACGCAUGGAAAAUCCAGGAUAAAACCGUUGAUUGUCUUGAUCAAGCGCAAAACGUCAAAAGUAAAAGCAACGCCAUUUUAUUCAAGCGGAAUGAUAAUUGUCCAAGACGUAUCUGUGACUGUGAUAAAGCUCUAGUGGAAUGUUUAUACAAAAAUCCUUAUCAUAAUGAAAACUACAAACUGGACAAAGGAUUAAAAUGUAAAAGUGCGGACAAAAAAGGUCAAAUGUAAUUUAGGGUCAAUUUAAAUGUGCGCGGAAAAGACGGUGGUAUGAUAGCACACGAAUCUGUAGAUGAAGAUCUUCUCUCAAAUGAUGCUGACUACUACGCUGGAUAUUGGCUUUCAUUCAGGACAUAGGUUUUGGAAUAUCAUGGAAAUUUCAUCGACUCUCUUGACAUAAAAAAGAUGUGGUAUGAUUGCCAAUGAGACAUCUGUCCGCAAAAUGACACAGAAAUUAACAGCUGUAAGUCAGUGUGUGACCUUCAACAAUGCGCAAAGCCCAUAUUGCAUAGAACUUUAAUAGUAACAUCUUCAAAUGAAUUGCACUUUUUUUCUACAAUUUCAUUCUAUGGGGAUGGGGGUGGGGGUGGGUACGGUAUUUUGGUGCACCUUCAGACAGUAUAAAUGAUAAAAUUCAGUAGAGUUCGUUAAUGUAAUUUGUAUUUCUUAAACUUUGAUACAGAUUCUUGAGGAAUAAACUAUUACUCUAUAUAUAUAUGUAU
Mytilus trossulus (common blue mussel) is the source of this 1209-nucleotide messenger RNA. RefSeq names its product basic phospholipase A2 PA-12C-like. The transcript is spliced from 5 exons. Bases 221 to 718 code for a protein of 165 amino acids. Gene Ontology annotation, biological process: arachidonate secretion; lipid catabolic process; phospholipid metabolic process. The record is from RefSeq and is a predicted model, not a curated record. Gene Ontology annotation, molecular function: calcium ion binding; phospholipid binding. Lineage: Eukaryota; Metazoa; Mollusca; Bivalvia; Mytilida; Mytilidae.